AUGUUCCCCCAGACCCCCGACACUGCCACCCCCUGUUCCUACUUCCUUGCCACCUGCAACCACAAGGGCCAAGCCCUCCCCCCUCAACACUCCCGACACUGUAUCGAACAGAAAUCCGCUUUCCNUCCAUCCGCCGUCUUGCGCUUUCUGAGGCACCCCCCAUUCAAGCCCAUGUUCCCCCAGGCCCCCGACACUGCCACCCCCUGUUCCCACUUCCUUACCACCUGCAACCACAAGGGCCAAGCCCUCCCCCCUCAGCACUCCCGACACCGUAUCGAACAGAAAUCCGCUUUCCACCGAAGUGGUUAGGUUAAAGCUGUCGCACGCAUAUUUCGGCGCGCAAAAGUCUGUGCGGCAUUGCUGAUCGAUACUGCCACCGGUCACACCAAGAGAGAAACAUCCGCCGUCUUGCUCUUUCUGAGGCAACCCCCAUUCAAGCCCAUGUUCCCCCAGGCCCCCGACACUGCCACCCCCUGUUCCUACUUCCUUGCCACCUUCAACCACAAGGGCCAAGCCCUCCCCCCUCAGCACUCCCGACACCGUAUCGAACUUAUUUUUUUGUGUGUGAUGUAUGGGGGCAUGUAUGUGCGGCGCGGGAGAACAUAUAUAUCUUGUUUUGUAAUGGCAUGUCGUUAAAUGUGAGAAGGGCACGGGAGGACAUUAUCUCGUCAUUGCCUCCUGACGUGGCCGCCGAUAGAGAGAGGCGUGUCGUUGGGGUUUCAUCACUGACAUGUGGGUGUGUGUUAAAUGCAGUGGGUAUGGUCGCCUCUCUCGCCCGUGUGUCGGCAGAAGGAAUAGCUACCUUUCCCAUAGACUAUAUUUGUAGGCAGCGCGGACAGUAAAGGCAGAGUGUAUCAUUUCAAUCAUCUACAUCAUUUGUAUGUUUUUGUUGUUGUUGUUGUUGUUGUUGUUGUUGUUGUUGUUGUUGUUGUUGUUGUUGUUGUUGUUAUUGUUGUUGUUGUUGUUGUUGUUGUUGUUCUCGUGUCAGCUACUGAUCCCCAAAUCUAGCCAAGACUCGGUCCGUGGUCACAAAAAUGCUAGAGUCAUCAGAAGAUCUAAAGAACACACACUCUAUUAGCAAGAAAGGGUACGCAAGCCCGAGGAGGUACACCUGCAAUCCCUGCAGCACGUUUGUUUGCGUGCUCACAACUGAACUGCACGCCCAC
Messenger RNA from Ectocarpus sp. CCAP 1310/34, 1166 nucleotides. NCBI's taxonomy places the organism in Eukaryota, Phaeophyceae, Ectocarpales, Ectocarpaceae. The record is from the annotation of a GenBank genome assembly.